Molecule: messenger RNA, 3723 nt
Organism: Helicoverpa armigera (cotton bollworm)
Lineage: Eukaryota; Metazoa; Arthropoda; Insecta; Lepidoptera; Noctuidae
Gene: Hepa
Product: heparanase
Exons: 1
Coding region: 154-1695 (513 amino acids)
Cellular component (GO): membrane; extracellular matrix
Molecular function (GO): hydrolase activity, acting on glycosyl bonds
Source: RefSeq, a predicted model, not a curated record
CUCACGUCAGUUCAGUCAGCCUGUCAGUGACAGUCGGACGGCGACUGUGUUGUGAAUUUGUUUGUAGUGCUGUGUGUUUGUGAAAAACAGUAGGGAUAGAACUCCAAACGGUGUAAGUGAUCGCAUAAACUUUUUACCUCUUGUAAUAGCAAAAUGCUGUCUAACAAAAGUUUAAUGGCUGCUUGUGCCAUAGCCUUCUGCUGCAACGUGGCUUUAAUGGUGUUAUUUGUGAAGUAUAACUCUGGAGAGAAAUGCUAUAUUACCAUUGACGAGCAUCAGACUGUAUCUAACAUCAUGCCCGAUGAUUUCCUGAGUAUCGGCAUUGACACUUCUGAAAUAGAGCAUUACAACAAAAUAGACUUUACGAAGCCGAGACUGCGGCAACUUGCAGCAGCUUUAGCGCCGGCGCGAGUUCGCCUGGGCGGCACCAUGUCUGACCGACUUAUUUUCAGUGAGAACGACAUUGUGGCGUCGUGCGACCACUGCCCAAAAGACCCCCACUCCAAGUCAGUCUGCCCAGCUGUUAGAAAGCUAUGCAAACAUAAAUACUUACCUUUCUUCAUUAUGACUGGGAAAAAAUGGUCAGAUGUUAAUGAAUUCUGCAAAGCUACAAAAACGAAAUUGUUAUUCCCUAUGAAUGUUCUGCUCCGUGAUGAUCAUGGAUGGAAUGAUCAAAAUGCAAGAGAACUAUUGGAAUACAGCAAAAGUAAGCAUUUUGAUGUAGAUUGGCAGCUUGGAAAUGAGCCAAACUCUUUUGAACAUGUAUUUAAUUUAUCUUUGACCCCUGAAGUAUUGGCUCAUGAUUUCCAAAAACUUCGGAAACUUCUUAAUCAUUCUGGAUACAAACAUUCCCUGCUGGUUGGUCCAGACACAACCAGACCCCAGUCCAAGCGUCCAUAUUGCUUAGAGUACAUGAGAGAGUUCUUAGGAAAUGGUUCAAAGACUAUAAAUGCAGUCACUUGGCAUCAAUACUAUUUAAACAGCCGAACUGCCAAACUUGAAGACUUCUGGAACCCUGAUACGUUUAAUUUAUUAAAACAGCAGAUAGAAGCAAUGAGAAAUCACACCAAGAAAUAUAGGCAUAUGCCGAUGUGGCUGACAGAGACAAGCAGCUCAUAUGGAGGAGGAGCACCUGGAUUGUCUAAUUCCUUCGCUGGGAGUCCUCUAUGGCUAGAUAAGCUAGGUCUUGCAGCAACAUACAACAUCACUACUGUAGUGAGACAGAGUUUCAUUGGUGGAAACUAUAGUCUGAUUGAUAAAGAAUUAGAACCUUUACCUGAUUGGUGGCUCAGCGUCCUCUACAAAAAGCUUGUUGGGAACAAAGUUUUACACGUUGAUUGCAAAUGUUCUCGCUUCCAAAGAAUGUAUGCACACUGUGCAAAUAAAAAAUACACUAACGAUACUACAGCUAUAACUGUUUUUGCUGUGAAUUUGGAGAUGGCUAAAGCAAGAUUCUUGUUGAAUGGCACUGCAUUGCAUGGAGAUAACUUGAUCAUUGAUGAGUUUAUAUUGAGUGCACCAUCCAACAACAGGCAAUCAAAAACAAUGUUGUUGAAUGGAUGGCCGCUAUAUUAUGAGUCUGCAUUACCAGAUUUGGAACCUGUGCAUUUAAAGUAUGGUAAUCAUAUUUCCAUGCCACCAUUCUCGAUGGCAUUUUGGGUCAUCAAAAAUACUUCUAUAAAAGCUUGUGCCUAGUCCUGCUUUUGUUAAGACAGUUGCCUAACUUAAUUAAGUUUGUACUUAACAUUCCAAUGAAUAAUUUUGCGUAAAGUUCUUGUACAAGUUGAAAUUACCUACCUUAUCAAUCGCUUUAAAAAAUUAUUCCCUUAAUCUCAAAUUCGAAUAAAUUACUGUUAAAUUUUGAUUUAUGUAUGCCAAAUAUGAUCAACUCUUAUAUUGCUGUGAUGUUAAUAAUUAAUUUACAUUGGUAGAUCUGUAUUAUCAUUUUCAUAUACAUAAUGUAUUAAUUGCAAUAGCUUUAACAUUGUAUUAACAUUUCUCUGUUCAUAUAGAGAUAUGUAAAAUACCUAUAUAUGUUAAAAAUUAUUUUCACACUGCCUUAACAAAUGUGCUAAAGUAUUUCGACUUCUAGUUAUUUCAUACUGCUGCACACGGGUAUGUCGUGCAAAUAACAAUUCCAGUUAUUUGGAUCAAUAAAAUUGUCUUUACACUCAGUAAAGAAUAUCAAGACAUUCAAUAGUCAAGCUCAAGAUAGAAAAAAUCAAUAAUUGACUUUGUAAAAUAUACAAGUUUUAAACUCAUUGGGAUUGCCUGCCUAAUCGUUGAGAAAAUAUUUAUAAAUUAAUAUUUAGGACAAUAGAUUUUGUUAUGGAUGACACAUGUAAACAUUUUUUUAAAUCAUCUGUGAUAAUUUUUAAACAAAAAUCUCAAUGCAGUUAAUCAUCACAAGUCUUGUAAGUUCUACUUACAAAUGACAAUCCCAUUCAAAAAGCAAUUUGUUCAUAAGAAAGAAUUUAAACACUUGACUAAAUAAGUGUCCAACAUAACAAUACAGAGUAAUUGUGACUGUUUGUUACAAUAUUGCUUGCCUUGAAAAAUAUAUCUUGGCUCGUUAAAUAAGUCAAUUUCCAUUUUGCAUUAUUUUCACAGCAGUUAUCUUGGACUGUUGACAAUACGCAGCCUUCUCACCCAGUCAAGGAGAAUCAUACUUUGUUUGACAUUGAACUACUGGCCAUUUGAUAAGACAAGUCUCAAUGUGUGAGAUGGAAUAUAAUAGCAUAGAUGUAGUGAACAAAUACGCAUCAAUUUAUCUAUCUUCUUUAACUUAGUAUAGGCAAUAUGUUUUUGUUAAUAUUGUCUUGUGAAAAAGGAUACCUAAACAUUACUUAGUUAUUUCUGAGAUCUCUCCAUAUAUCUAUUAAAAUUAUGUUAAUUUAUAUACCUAUCACAAUAAUUCAUAGGGUAUUACGUUUAUUUUUUAAUCAUAAGAUACCCAUGAGGUAUGUAUCUACUUGUUUUUUAUUUCUAUCUAAUUACAUAGGUAUAUUAUUCUAAUUAUUUAUCUAUAUUGUUGUGACUAGUUUUUAAGAUUUUGUUCCAGUGCCAUGUGACAUCAUAUAAACUGCUUGAUUGUAUAAUCUUCCAUCACAAUUUAAAUAGUUUAAAAAUAUGUUUCAAUUUGACAUUUACUUAAUUUGCCACAUUUCAGGUAGUUACCCUGAAAAUGUGCAAAUUAAUAAAUACAUUGUUUCUUCUUUGCCUUGAAUAACAUAGUACUAUAAACGUCAACAAUAUAUCCAAGCUUAAAAGUUUUUAUAUGUAUACAUUUUUAUAAGUAGUUAUAUACCUACUUAUUGAUGCUUAAUGCUAUUGUGUACUAUAUAAGGAUAUACAAGUAAUGUUUAAAGAUUGGGGUUUGUCCGACAUGAACAUGACUUGAAAAGCCCAGAAUUCUAAUAUGCAGUCUAUUUGAUUUCAAAGAUAUGUUUCUUGUUUAUAGAAAUACAUUUUCGAAUUCUCGACCAGUCCUAGUGUACCUUGGUUUUCAAGUCAUGUCCAUGUUAUUGCUUACAUAUGAAGUCGCACAUAGAGUCCAAUCUCUAGUAAGUAUUGAUUGAGUCAAAGUGUUUUACUUUAAGUAAAUUGUAUAGGAUAUAUUUAUACUUAUGUUCAUAUAGACCUAUAUUUAAAUAUUAGAUACUUACCAACUCAGUCCAAAAACCAUGUGCCCCUACUCUCCCCUACCAGUGCCAGAUCUCAAAG